AUGAGCACAGGAGCUAGUCAACAGCCCGCAGGAAGUGAUUUUUCCGGCUUUAAGGGUAAUAUGUUUAGCCUUCCACCCGCUAGUCCAGCACCAGCCCAGCAACCUCUACCCUCUGGAGGAUUAUUCGGAAGCGGUUCGCUGCAAAAUAAUACAAGUGGAGGUCUUUUCGGAAAUAAUACUACUAGUGCACCAUCCGGCCCAACUGGAGCCGCUACUCCUACCACCACAAGCACUGUUUUCGGACAGAACAACACAACUAGCAGUGCUCCUCCGACCAACAUUUUCGGUCGCCCGGCCACAGACAAGCCUUCCCCGCUUUCUCAAUCUGCUCCGUUUGGGGACUCAAUAAUGCAGACGUCUCCUGAUGCUAAAAGCAAUGCCGCCGAGCCCAAGUCACCUGCCUUCGGUGUAUCUCAGCCUGCUUUCAACUUCGCUAGUCCCGGGACUGGCGCUCUGUUCGGAGGUGCACCUUCUACAGCUGCAGAGACUCUGUCCAAACCACUGUUUGGCGUGGCAUCUACUGAGGUACCUACUCCCUCUACGCCUCUUUUUGGUGCUGCUGCCCAAUCUAGUUCUGCUGGAGCUGCUUUGUCAGCCUCCACUGCUACUGCUGCGCCAAAAACUUCAGUCUUUGGCGUUGCGUCCCCGACUAAAACCUCGACUCCACUUAAAUCUCCAUUUCAGUCUACGAACUUAUUCUCGGGGAUGCCUAGCCAAUCGGCUACACCAACGGCCUCUGAAGUCAAAGAUAAAGAAGCAAAGAAGAUUGAAGAGCCAAAAUCGAAUAGUGGGUUCCAGUUCACGCCGUCUACUGCUAGCGGACCCUCAUUGCUCUCAAAGAGUGAGACUUCUGUCGCCCCUACAGCUCCAGCAAGUGGCUUGUUUCAACCCCCGUCGACAGGCAACGUAUUUGCCCCCAAGCCUGUCGCUGCGGAGCAGGAUAAACCAAAGCCUGCAGAGGGGAACCCCUUUAGCAGCCUAUUCACACCAAAACCGGCGACCCCAAGCAAGCCUGCCACGGAACAGAAACCGCUGCCAUCUUCGACUCCUUUCAGUAACUUUUUUGUUCCCAAACCCAGUACUCUAAGUGGGGAAGUUAAAACAACCAGCCCGGAGAAAUCCAACACUCCAAUCGCUUCUGUGUCUGCCCCUGGGGCAUCUAGUCAGGAGGCCAAGACAAAUGAGCAAAAGAAACCAGCGACCCCUGGGCCUGUUUUCUCUGCUCCUUCUCCCAAUACCAAUUGGUCUACACCUUCUGCUCCAUUUACACCACAGCCGUCGUUGUUUUCGACACAGCCGACUAUUACCACUCCUUCUGUAUCUUCGCAGAGCCCGUUCAAAGUCAACAAUGCAACUGCAGCGCCAUCAACGUCAUUAUUACCUACCGCCGAGAAAGCUGGAAGUAUAAGUUUCGAAAAACUACAGCCUUCUGGUCUUUCUACUGAUCUGAAAGAGGCUACAAAAGGGGAAGUUGAAAUGCUGCACCGUAUUCGUAUGCUAAACGAAUGCUUUCAGCGUGAAAUUACUCGUUUGGACCCUAAAACAGAUGACUUAGACCUUGUUAUUCAGUAUUACUUGCGUGUCCGUGAAACCAUUGGGGCACCAGCAGAAGACCGCAAACUCAGACGCAAGAUGCAAGAUGAUGAAGGUGCAACUGCCGAUGAGAAGCCUGCUAAACAGACAAGAACUUUCGGUGUUCACGAAGAGACCCAAAGCAAAGGACCUUCGUUCACUCCGGAUUUGACUGCUACCAAUCCAGCGAUGACUUCUCCUGCUCAGGUUCCUGGGACAAGCCAGACCCCUCCAUCUGGCAAUAAGAGGAAGUCGGCUGGUGAUGAAGAUGACAAAGGCCACCCAGGGAAGCGCAUCAACGGAGAUUCUACCACGGCAAACAUAUUUGCACAGUCAUUUUCCAAAUCGAAGUCUUCAGAAUCGGACAGAGAACCGGCCACCUUGGAAUCGGCGAAGUUGCCCGCUUCGUCCCCAUUUAAACCAACUGCUCCAGACUCCAACAAGCCUUCCACGCCCUCCACUGCACUUCUUUCAUCUCCCUCAAAGCCUGAGUUCGCCACUCCGGCUAAGGCCAGUGAAAGUUCUGUUCCAUCGCUCUUUUCUCAGGGCGCAUCCAUCUCCAAGCCCACAUUCACCGGCCCAACCAAAAGUGCUAGUACUACAGCUAACCCUUUUGUCCUCAAGCCAUCUGGCGAUAAAAACACGGAGCCCGCACUCGGCGUUCCAAAAUUUGGCUCCGGAACGACCAAUUUCUUUGCUCAAUUCAAGGCCCAGGCUGAUAAAAAUGCUGAGAAGGAAAAAGCCAAGCGCAAGGCUGAAGAUUUUGACUCGGACGAGGAAGAUGAAGCUGAUUGGGAACGAAAAGAUGCAGAAGAACAGCGUAUGAAGCGGGAGAAAAUCGAGUCUCGGGCUCAUAAACGACCCAAGUUCGUUCCAGGGAAGGGGUUCGUUUUUGAAGAUGAAAGCAAUCCCAGCACCGACCAAAAGCCUGACGGAAUUCCUGGUACUGCUACUAGCAGUAGCGCGUCGAUCUUCGAUGCCAAGAGCAAAUCUCCUGCCACAUCCAGCAACAUAUUCGGUCAUUUGUCGGCAACUCCGUCUGAGGCAGAGGACCAUGAUUCUUCGGAUGACACCGAAGAAGCAUCGGCCGCCGGCGACAGCAAGGAGGAAACGUCAAAGGAUGCAUCUGCCAUAUCGACUAGUGAGGAUGAGGCCAGCCGUUCUGUAGAGACGAGUCAAGCUGAACCCAAGGUGAUUUCAGGCAGUGGCGCUGAAUCUGUUGCGACUGAAAGCAGCGACGAUGGCGACUUUGCUAAGGCUCUUCAGAAGUCAAAGCAAGCUCCCGCGAGCAAACCCACGAUGAAUGGGCAGUCGGAUUCAAGUGCCGGCGGUCGUAGUCUAUUUGAUCGCGUGGAGUAUAAUCAAGAAGGGAAGCUGAAGCGACAAGGCGAAGAAGAAAGCAAACUGUCUACAUUUUUCAAUUCUUCGAAAUACGCAUCCUCGUUUAAUUCACCCACCUCCACACCAAAUCCAUUCGCUCCUGCAAACAAACCACAAGCCGACGAAGUUGACACCCCUGCCUCCAAACCUGCAAGUCCCAGUAUUUUUGGUUCCGUGAGUACGACCAGUGGGCUUUUCGGCUCUCCUUCAAACUCGGGCGGGAGCACGCCGUCGAUCUUUGCUCCUAGCCAGAACGCCCCAAAGGCUCCUAUGGACAACACUUGGAAACUGAAUUCUCCCAUCAAGUUUGCGACAGAGUCGGCCGGUUCCACAGCUCCGAAAUCCGACUCUGCAGCCACAACGUCAACGGCUGAUCCCUCGAAGCCCUUCUCCACUCUCUUUGGGGCAGCAUCUGCAGGACCCAAAUCUUCCGCAUCUGGUACUCAGUCUCUCGGCUUUUCUUUUGGAGGCCCAUCGCAGUCGCAAAGUGUCUUCGGUCCCUCCGCUGUCAGUUCGUCAGCUGCCAGCCGCUCUUCUACCCCUGGUGUUACUUCUGACACGGGAGCCGAAGAGUCUGGCGACGCAGAUGCAGCGGAGGCAUUGCCUCAGAUUGAUCUUGCUCGAAGCGGUGCUGGUGAAGAGAAUGAAGAUGUUGUCCUGGAGUUGCGUGCACGUGGGAUGAUCAUUUCCUCCAGCGGAGAUGCGUGGGAGAGCCGAGGUAUUGGAUUCCUUCGUAUUUUGAAAGAUCGUACCACAUCUCGUGGCCGUCUUCUCCUUCGAGCUGAUCCAAGUGGGAAUAUCGUAUUGAAUACAGCUUUGAUGAAGCAAAUCAAGUACACUGUCUCUGGAACCAGUGUACAGUUCCUUGUGCCGAAGGCCGAUGGCGCACCCGAACAGUGGGCCGUCCGAGUCAAGAAAGAGGAAGUCCAGCGACUGGCGACUGCAAUUGAAGAGACUAAGAAUUAG
Molecule: messenger RNA, 3918 nt
Organism: Aspergillus tanneri
Lineage: Eukaryota; Fungi; Ascomycota; Eurotiomycetes; Eurotiales; Aspergillaceae
Product: RanBP1 domain protein
Exons: 1
Coding region: 1-3918 (1305 amino acids)
Biological process (GO): intracellular transport
Source: RefSeq, a predicted model, not a curated record